This is a messenger RNA of Clupea harengus (Atlantic herring), 4623 nucleotides long. It is a transcript of the gene kdm4b, whose product is annotated as lysine demethylase 4B. Gene Ontology annotation, molecular function: histone H3K9 demethylase activity. The record is from RefSeq and is a predicted model, not a curated record. Gene Ontology annotation, biological process: chromatin remodeling; regulation of gene expression. Gene Ontology annotation, cellular component: chromatin; nucleus. NCBI's taxonomy places the organism in Eukaryota, Metazoa, Chordata, Actinopteri, Clupeiformes, Clupeidae.
AGCGCCUGGCUGCGUUUAGCUGAGCCAAUCGUGGUAGCGAAAAUCUGGAGUAGGCGUGAGGCCGUGUUCCUCUUUGCUGUGAAAGAUAAUCGAUCUUGUGAAUUUCUAAAGAGACAGAUUUGAUACGAGGAAUCAAAAAAGGAGUUCGAUUGGCAGCAGGAGUACUGCAUGCCACCAUGUCUCUAGAGUCCCCUGUGGCCCCACUGGAGUCCAGUAUGCCCCUCAGCCUGGAGUCCAGUGAUGCCCCCUCCCCCAGCCCUGACCCUGCGCCCUCCCUCUCAGAAACCCCCAGCUCCCCCCCCACCCUGCCCCCCUCCUCACCAGGUGCAGUCCCCUCCCCACCCACCCCGGUCCCAAACGCCGCCUGCAAGAUCAUGACCUUCAGGCCCACCAUGGAGGAGUUCAGCGACUUUGGAAAGUACAUCGCUUACAUGGAGACCCAAGGAGCUCACCGCGCUGGCCUGGCCAAGGUAAUCCCACCCAAGGAUUGGAAGCCACGGCGCACUUACGACACCAUCGAGGAGAUGAUGAUCCCCGCGCCAAUCAUGCAGGUGGUCACCGGCCAGUCUGGCCUCUUCACCCAGUACAACAUCCAGAAGAAGCCCAUGAGCGUCGGAGAGUACCGCAAACUGGCCAACAGCAAGAAGUAUUGUACCCCGCUACACAAAGACUUUGAUGACCUGGAGAGGAAGUACUGGAAGAACCUGACUUUCGUCUCGCCCAUUUAUGGUGCCGACAUCAGCGGCUCCCUCUAUGACCCAGACAUCACAGAGUGGAACAUUGGUCACCUGAACACGCUGCUGGACAUGGUGGAGCAAGAGUGUGGGAUCGUGAUUGAGGGGGUGAACACGCCCUACCUGUACUUCGGCAUGUGGAAGACCACCUUCGCCUGGCACACGGAGGACAUGGACCUCUACAGCAUCAACUACCUGCACUUCGGACAGCCCAAGUCCUGGUAUGCUAUUCCUCCAGAACAUGGGAAGCGGCUGGAGAGACUAGCUCAAGGUUUCUUCCCGGGCAGCUCUCAGGGGUGUGACGCCUUCCUGCGCCACAAGAUGACGCUCAUCUCCCCCUCCAUCCUCAAGAAGUACAGCAUCCCCUUCGACCGGAUCACUCAGGAGGAGGGGGAGUUCAUGGUCACCUUCCCGUAUGGUUACCACGCCGGCUUCAACCACGGCUUCAACUGUGCCGAGUCCACCAACUUCGCCACGCUUCGCUGGGUAGACUACGGCAAGAUGGCCACGCAGUGCACAUGCCGUAAGGACAUGGUGAAGAUCUCCAUGGACGUGUUUGUGCGCUGCCUGCAGCCCGAGCGCUAUGAGCAGUGGAAGCAGGGCAAGGACAGUACCGUGCUCGACCACCAGAGGCCUACCACACUCAGCUGCCCCGAGCUCGAGCACUGGAGGCAGAACAAGGUCACCUUCAGAGAGAAGCUCUUCAGGAGAGCCAUGCAGAAGAAGGAGCAGCUGCGGCGCCUGAAGCAGGAGGAGGUGCGUGUGCUGCAGGAGGAGGGCGUGGAGCUGGACCUGGCGGAGUACCAGCAGCAGGUGGAGUCCAAGGAGGCGCAGCGGCGGCAGGAGCGCGACGAGCGCAUGGCCAAGGAGGCGCUGCUCACGCUAGAGGCUCUGGAGAGGGAGGAGCAGCUGCAGCAGCAACAGCAGCUCACUGAGGAAACGCUGGCAGACACACAGCCUCCUCUCCAGGAUGGAGAGAUGAAGAAAAAGAAGAAGAAGAAGAAAAAGAUCAAGGUGAAGACAGAGCCCAUUGAUCCUUCCUUUGAGGGCAUCUUCGAGAAGUUUGCCACCACCAACAUGAUGACGGGGAGCCAAACAGUUCCAGAGGACGCCGAGAGAAAACCUGUGCAGGUGAAGAAGUCUCGCCGACACCCCAUCAGCAAACCCCCCAUGAGGUCCCCACUCUUCAUUGUGAAGCAGGAGACCUUCAGUGAUGAAGGGGGCGACGCUGAGCAGGAAGUCCACUCCGCCGGCCACCUUUGGCAGGACCACUCCCCAAACCUGCUCUCCGAGCGACGCUUCAACGCAGCCAUGGCAACCAUCGAGCCACACUGUGCUGUGUGCACACUGUUCUGUUCAUACAAACAGAAGGAGGCCCCCCCUCUGGACUCGGCGUCACUGCUGUUGUCUCGCUGUGGCAGCUUCACGUGGCCGCUGGUCCCUGAGAUGUGCUUCAGCUCCGGGGGUGAGAACACAGAGCCCCCCCCCUCCAGCACCGUCACCCGUGACGACGGCACCAGCCUGCUCCUCUCCUGCUCCAGCUGCAGCCUGCAGGUCCACGCCAGUUGCUAUGGUGUCCACCCGGAGAUGCAGAAGGAAGGUUGGAUGUGCUCAAGGUGCACAGCAGUGGCCUGGACAGCAGCCUGCUGCUUGUGUAACCUCAGGGGUGGAGCUUUGAAGAUGACAACAGAUAGCAGGUGGGUCCAUGUGAUCUGUGCCAUAGCGGUCCCAGAGGCUCGCUUCGUCAACGCCACCGAGAGGGAGCCAGUCGACGUAACUGCUAUCCCUGACACCAGGAAAGGCUUGAUCUGUGUGUACUGCCACAAGCCCAGCAGGCAGCCGUGCGGCGCGUGUGUCCAGUGUUCCCACGAGAGCUGCUCCACCUCCUUCCAUGUCACCUGCGCUCACCUGGCCGGGGUCGUCAUGAAGCCCGCCGAUUGGCCCUACGUGGUGUCAGUCACCUGCCCGAAGCACAAACAGACCAAUCAGAGGGUGAAGCUGGGGUCGCGGGACCUGUCGCUAGGCCAGCAGGUGAUUGGUCGCUAUAGCAACGGCUGGUUCUAUCGCUGUUUUAUCAUCGGCACUGCCACACAAACUCUCUAUGAGGUCAACUUCGAUGACGGCUCCUACUGCGACAACAUCUACCCUGAGAACGUGGUGAGCCAUGACUGCCUGCGCUCCGGUCCCCCUGAAACGGGGGAGAUCCUCUGUGUGGGGACCGCGGACGGACAGAUGCUCAACGCCUCAUUCAUCAGGGAGCUAACACAGCGAUACUACCAGGUGGAGUUUCAGGAUGAGUCCCAGCUGCUUUUGAAGCGCUCUGAGAUACACACACUAGACCAGGAGCUGCCCAAGAGAGUCAUGGCACGCCUGGUCCUGUCCGCUGUGAAGCAGGAGUCUCACUCUCAGGAUGAUGACGAGGUUCAAGCUGCCAAGAGGCCACGCCUCCCAACCCCGCCUCCCCAGGUCCAGGCUCCACCCAUGCCAGCCUCGGAGCCUCCUUCGGGGGGACCCCUCCCCCUCCCCCUCCCCCAGGAUGAUGACCCCCAUCCCCAGCGGGGCCCCUGGCCCCGGCCCCUACGGGCACAUCCCUGCCUCCUCAGCGCCCCCCCACCAACCCUGCCACUCACCCAUGCUGGCCCCCCCCUCGCAGGGCCAGGACAAUGUGUACACCCCCAGCACCGGCUACGUGGCCUACAUGGAGGCCCUGCUCAACUCGAACUUCCCCCCCCCCGAUGAGGGGGGUGCCUCCCUGGGCCAGGGGGUCAUGUAUUAAACACACACACACACACACACACACACACACACACACACACACACUUUAAUAUAUAGAUACUCACCUAUACAAACAUUAAUAUAUAUGUAUACACAUAAUGUCUACAGACACAUAACCCAUAUAUAAACACCACACACACACACACUCCAGCUUCCCCCAUCCUAAUCAUGUUCCAAGGAACGAACUCAGAACUGAACUUGUCCGUCUGCAUGUGUGUGUUUUUGUACAUUUGUUAUAUGAUUUGUUGACUGCUGUUGUUGAGCUCCUCAGCAGGUGGAGAUUCAUCACCUCCUUUUCACCUGCAUAGUACCUCUCUCGCUCUCUCACACACACACACACACACUCUUCAUCCCUACCCCUCUCUCUCUCACACACACACACACACUCUUCAUCCCUACCCUCUGUAGGUCGGGGCCCUCAUCAACAUGUGCUGUUACUUUAUGUGUUCUCAUAAGUAUUUUUCUACAGUGAAGCCACACACACACACACACUCAGCUAACUCACAGGAAAGAGAACCGGUCAGACGAGCACUGUGUAUAUGUACAGUUGGGUGGGGGGGCUGUGGGGGGUGAGUUUAUUGGGUUCAGGUGUUUCAGUGUCAUGUGUAGAGCCUAUAUCUGAGAAUGCAAACCGUGAAGAGAUGUGUGUGUGUGUGUGUGUGUGUGUGUGUGUGUGUGUACACCUCAACAUCACUGUAUCUUUGUGUAGGACCACUGAGUGUGUGUGAUGCUGUGAAAAGAAAGACGUAAUUGUGCUUUUGUCAAACAAACACACACACACACACACACACACACACACACACACACACACACACACACAGGAGAGCAUGUGGUUCUGCUUCUGUGAUGGUUUUGUAGCAGUCUUGGUCAUGUGUAGAAUAUUGGAUACAACACGCUUUCUCUUUCUAUUAUGGUUGUUGAUAUGCUUUCUAAAGUUUUCAUUUUGUGAAAUUCUUGAAACAAUGUCAGAGGAUGGCAAAAGAGAUGGUUUUGACAGAUUUAUAACUCUUAUUUUUUAGAGAUUUUAGACACAAAGAAUUCAGCUUUUAUUCCUGAUAUUGAAAGUCAAUUUUCAAAGGUUUGUGAAAUAAACUCAACUGAUGGUGCUACCGAA